CAGGAUACUCACUUCUUCACAACGCUCUAGGUCGUGAAGGAGCAACUCCACCGUCGCUGCCAGAGAAGCCGCUGGGGGCUGGGGAGAGGGAGGCGUGGAGAGGAAUGUAGAGACCGAGGGGGUGAGGUUUCCCAGGAACAGAUUUCGAGGCUGCACGCGCUUGAUGAUGGCCGCUAGUCCCUCUCAGGCCGAGCCGCUGGCUUCGCAGGAACUCAAUGGCGACUUCAAGAAGCCAGGCCUGCCCUUGCCCCCGGCGGUGCGGGGCAAAGCCCCGGCCACCAAUCCUUCAAACCCUGAGGAGGUAAAGAAGGAAAGGCCCACGGCGCUGCCGGACUCCGUUUCCGCGGAGCCUGAAGUCCCGCCAGCCCUGCUGGACAGCGGGGAGACUAGGGGUCCAGCGGAGGAGCAGCCGCGGCCCCCCACAGCGGCUCCUUCCCCUGGCGGCCCGGCCCGGGCUCCCCCUUACCGAGAGCCUCCGUGGGGCGGCCCCGCCACGGCCCCCUACAGCCUAGAGACACUGAAGGGCGGCACCAUCCUUGGCACCCGGAGUCUGAAAGGGAUGAGUUGCUGUCUUUUCGGGAGGCUCGCUAGCUGCGACGUGUGCCUGGAGCAUCCUUCGGUGUCUCGCUACCACGCUGUGCUGCAGCACAGGGUGUCCGGUUCCGAGGCAGAAUGCGACGGCGACGGGCCUGGCUUCUACCUCUACGAUUUGGGAAGCACCCACGGCACUUUUCUUAACAAAACCCGCAUCCCCCCCCGCACCUAUUGUCGGGUCCACGUCGGGCAUGUUCUUCGCUUUGGAGGCAGCACCCGGCUCUUUCUUUUUCAGGGACCAGAGGAAGACCGAGAGGCAGAAUCUGAGUUGACAGUAACGCAAUUGAAGGAAUUGCGCAAGCAGCAACAAAUGAUGUUGGAGAAGAAGAUGCUGGGAGAAGACUCAGAUGAAGAAGAGGAAACGGAUACAGCUGAAAGAAAGAGAAAUACUAGUAGUCAAGAUGAUGAAAUGGGCUGCACCUGGGGAAUGGGAGAAGAUGCUGUAGAGGAUGAGGCUGAAGAGAACCCUAUUGUCUUAGAGUUUCAGCAGGAAAGAGAGGCCUUUUAUAUAAAGGAUCCAAAAAAGGCUCUCCAAGGUUUUUUUGACCGAGAAGGAGAAGAAUUAGAAUAUGAAUUUGAUGAACAGGGUCAUAGCACUUGGCUUUGCAGGGUGAGAUUACCUGUGGAUGAUUCAACUGGAAAACAGCUAGUGGCUGAGGCUAUUCAUUCAGGAAAGAAAAAAGAGGCAAUGAUCCAGUGCUCACUGGAAGCUUGUCGAAUCCUUGAUACUUUGGGAUUGCUGCGGCAGGAGGCAGUAUCUCGGAAAAGGAAAGCCAAGAACUGGGAGGAUGAAGACUUUUAUGAUAGUGAUGAUGACACAUUUCUUGAUCGGACUGGCCUGGUUGAAAAGAAGCGUCUGAACCGAAUGAAGAAGGCUGGGAAGAUUGAUGAGAAGCCAGAGACCUUCGAAUCAUUGGUUGCAAAGUUAAAUGAUGCUGAAAAGGAACUCUCUGAAAUUUCUGAGAGACUGAAAGCCUCCGGCAAAGCUCUAUCAGAGUCACCAUCUCAGGACUCUUUAGAUGCGUUCAUGUCAGAAAUGAAAUCAGGGAAUGCAUUAGAUGGUGUGUCCCGGAAGAAACUUCACCUGAGAACUUUUGAACUGAGAAAAGAACAGCAGAGACUUAAAGGGUUGAUAAAAAUUGUAAAGCCAGCAGAGAUUCCAGAACUAAAAAAAACUGAAAGUCAGGCUACAGAUGGAGAAAACAAAGCUAAAAAGCUUACACUGCCUCUCUUUGGUGCCAUGAAAGGAGGAAGCAAAUUCAAAUUAAAAACUGGAACAAUAGGGAAGUUACCCCCCAAGCGUCCAGAACUCCCUCCAACUCUAAUGAGAAUGAAGGAUGAGCCUGAAGUAGAAGAGGAGGAGGAGGAGGAGGAGGAGGAAGAGCAAGAGGAGAAAGAAAAGGAGGAGCAUGAAAAGAAGAAAAUGGAGGCAGGAAGCAGUAGGCUACAGCAGGAGAUAGAGCCAGAAGGAGCAGUGCAGGAAACAGGUCCUCCCACAGAUUUCACAUGUUCUAAAGAAACCAAAAAUCAUGAAAACAUGUCUCAACUCGGCCAAGUGGAACAGAAUAAAGGUUACCAAGAGAUUAGUGAGACAGCUGCAUCGUGUGAGGAACCCUCAGCAUCAAAGAAUGAAUAUGAGAAAAGCAGAGAUGAAUUGAAGAAAAAGAAAGCUCCUGGUCGAGGCAAACUUCCACUGACACUUUCCUCCAACUAUCCAGAAGAUGAUCCAGAUUACUGUGUGUGGGUCCCACCUGAAGGCCAAAGUGGAGAUGGCAGGACCCAUCUUAAUGAUAAGUAUGGCUAUUGAUUGCUUCCGAAUCCUAAAGGAAGACCUUGUGGACCAUGUGACAUGGGAUAUUUAGGAUAAUAUAUCAAGUUGAAUGUCCAGAGAAGGAGUUCAGAUGAUCAUUUGUAAAAUCUGGUGACUGGCCUUUUCUUCUGUGCUCUUGGCUUCCUAAAUUUAUCUACCCAUCUGAUUCUCUUGAAUUUGGUAUUUAUGUUUAAAUGUGUUUGUGUAUGUAUGUAAAAAGGAACCGUAUAUUUUGAGAAUUAGUAAAGUGAGAGACAUGACUCUGUUAAAAUAAGAAGGUGAAGAUGUCUCAUGUUUAUUUAAGGCUACAGUGUCUGUCUUAAGCUUUAGGGACUAUGCCUUUCCUGAGCAGUAGGGUGCUUCUGGCAGUUAGGCUUUAGGAUUCACUGGUAAUUGCCUCCUCAAAUAAGUGUUGAAAUAUGAGGUCAUGCCAGGAUGUAACCCUGAGUGUCUCUGUCAUUCUUGGAACUAAAAAUAUAUCUAUACAGUGGGGGCUUCCUACUCCCUCUCACUAUAAUCCUCCUGCCAGGUUUGAGAACAGACCCUGACUUAUGAGGACACAGUUCAGGACCACAGCACACCUCGUGCACUCAGGCACUGAUGCUGAUAAAAACUCAGCCCUUUGAAUAUCCUGGACUCUGACCAGUCAGGUUAGUCACUCCUCCUCUUGUGGAAAGGUGCAGAUAAGGUCACAGAAUGAAAAGCUGGAUGUGUUCUGCCCACUGUAGGGUUUCUCACCUCUGUAUAGAGGGGAAUAAUAGUUCCUUCCUCUCUGGAAACAUGAAGAAAUGCAAGAAUAUGUCUUAUUCCCACUCCGCCCCCCACUUCCCAUCAUCAGUGCCUCACUUCCACAGGAAAGGAAAGCCUAAGAGUGGAAGCAAGGUGGAACACCAGUGGAUUAUGCUGGAGGCACACAUAGUGAGCAGGCAGGAGAACAGCUGUGGCCCAGCGAGAGGGAGUGGGUGAGGAUGAUGCUUUCCCAAUGUGGAUUAUAUGGGAUGCAUGAGGUGGGCAGGAAGCAGUAACAAGAAACUUCAGUUACCCUAACAGAUGUCUGUUCUACUAAAAAUAAGUCUGAUUUCUCAAAAAACAAUACCAAUAUUGGCAUUAUGAGAAACGAUUAUUUUGGACUUCAUUUAGACCAACAGAGAAGAACUUGUUGAUGAUGUAAGAAGUGACAGGAAUUCGGGGGCAGAGUGUCUGUGCCACCUUGGAUCGAAACCACGGACUAAGGUCUGAGCCAGAUCAGUGGUCUUCAAAGGUGAAACUCCUGAUUCAAACAGAAUUGUAUGUGGAACCCUAAUACUUGAACAGGUAAAAAAUAUGCCUGCUCUGGUUGAAUUGAGGUGGGGAUGGGUGGGGAUUGGAUGUACACACACAUACCUGCAUGCAUACAAUCCUCUCCUCCUCACUCUACCCUCACAGUGACCUUGAGGAAUCGUAGGGACUCCACAGAGCAUCGUCUGCUUUAGGAAGGCAGAUAUCUAAGUGUUCUGGGAAGGGUCGGUAUAGUCCUAUGUCUUGAGAGCAUGAAAGCAAGUAGGACUCCAUUGGCCAAAAUAAAAUAUAAAUGUGUAACUUGCACAAUUAAUAUCAGUGGUCAGUGGACUUGUUUCAAAAGACCUGCAU
Eubalaena glacialis (North Atlantic right whale) is the source of this 4033-nucleotide messenger RNA. RefSeq names its product solute carrier family 4 member 1 adaptor protein (gene SLC4A1AP). The transcript has 14 exons. Gene Ontology annotation, molecular function: mRNA binding; protein binding. NCBI's taxonomy places the organism in Eukaryota, Metazoa, Chordata, Mammalia, Artiodactyla, Balaenidae. Bases 164 to 2401 code for a protein of 745 amino acids. The record is from RefSeq and is a predicted model, not a curated record.